AUGCACGUCCUCAUCAGCGGAGCAGGCAUCGCAGGACCAACGCUCGCCUGGUUCCUCGCCCAAAUCGACGUCAAAUGCACCAUCGUCGAACGGAGCGAUGCCAUCCGCCCCUACGGCCAGUCCAUCGAACUUCAAGCCACCGCCCUCCAAGCUUUCAAGAAGACCGGACUAUGGGAGCAAGUCCGCCAACGCCACACUACAGAAAAAGGAACCCAAUUUGUUGACUCCUCCGGCCGAUCCUUCGCACACUUCCCCGUGCGAGAAGGUCUUCAGGCAAGCUUCACUUCCGCCUUCGAGAUCCUGCGUGGCGAUCUCGCAGAUAUCUUGUACCAGGCUACGAAAGAGCACCCGAAUGUUACAUACCGGUUCAGCACCACUGUCAGCCGUGUUCUCUCCAACGACGCCCACAGCGUGAAAGUUGAACUCAACGAUGGGAGUGUAGAGUCUUUCGACCUUCUCGUCGCAGCAGACGGACAAUGGAGCAAGGUAAGGGCGCAAGUUUUCGACCCUUCGAGUAUCACCACGUUCUUCAAAGGCAUGUACGGCGCGUACUGGACUAUCCCGCGCAUACCCGCCGACAACGACUGGUGGAACAUCUACCUCGCGCUCGGCCGGCGUAUCAUGGCGUUGCGACCUGAUCCCUAUGGCACGGUGAGGGUGUAUAUCACGUGUAUGCCUGGUCCGGCGCGAGAAAAGGAAUGGCGAGAAGUCUCCAGGGCAGACAGACAGACGCAGGAAGAUCUAUUGAAGAAAGAGUUCGCGGAUGCGGGGUGGCAGGCAGAGCGCUUCCUGGCUGGGCUCGACAAGGCGCCAGACUUCUACUUUCAGGUCGUUGAGCAGGUCCGCAUGGCGCACUGGUCGAACGAGCGCGUCGUGUGUCUUGGUGAUGCGGCGUAUGCGCCUACUCCGCUUACUGGGGCUGGCACUUCGCUCGCGGUAUUGGGGGCUUACGUGCUUGCGGGCGAGAUGAGCAAAUUGAAGGAUGGUGAGCACCCGUCCAGGGCACUGGACGCGUACGAAAGAAGCUUCCGCCCGUUUGUGGAGGAGACGCAGAAGAUUCCUAAAGUUAUACCUGGGGUAGCGCAUCCGAGGACAAAGUGGCAGAGGUGGCUGUUGGAGGCAUGUUUGAGUUGCGCGGCGUGGCUUUUGGGGAUCUCAUGGCUGGCAAGGUGGGUUGGGAGUGAAGAGGCGGAGGACAAGAGUUUCGCGCUGCCCAGAUAUCCAAAACUUGAGGGUUUGAAGGUGGAGUAA
Molecule: messenger RNA, 1251 nt
Organism: Didymosphaeria variabile
Lineage: Eukaryota; Fungi; Ascomycota; Dothideomycetes; Pleosporales; Didymosphaeriaceae
Exons: 1
Coding region: 1-1251 (416 amino acids)
Molecular function (GO): FAD binding
Source: RefSeq, a predicted model, not a curated record